AUGCCUUGUCAUAUUGAUACAAUUGUAAGGAUAAAGCAAGUUCGUUUGACUGAUAGGGAAGAUUUAAAUUUGACUAUCGUGUGGGCUAUUGGUCUUUAUCCUCUUGAAAGUGAAGAUCGGGAAUUGGAUUUAGUUUUGUUUGUUCCGUUAAAGGAAGAUGAGAGAGAUCCUAAUAUUCAAUCGAUAUUUGUUAAGGAUGAGUAUUAUUGUAUUAGCGGAAAAGUUGUGCCUGAAAAUAUUAACGAUAAUUUUAAAUUAAAAAUGACUGUUUCAACCUCUACUCAUAUUAAUAUUAAGAGGGAUCUCGGUUCGAAUUGGUGCCCAUUAAAAGUUUCAUUGGUCGGUAUUGCUCAAGAUGUUAUGAAGGAAUUUAAUAAAGAGAGUGCGUUAGUUAAUAUUCUAGUUAGGGAUUAUGCUGGGCAGAAAAAGUAUAGUUUCGUAGUCAAGAUCGUAUUUCCAUAUCAAAAUAUUGGUAAUUUAUACGCAAAUGCUGUUGAUAUUUCUUAUGUUGAUGUCCCUUCUGUUAUUAAAAAAAAAGUUUCAGAUUCUAUUAGUUCACAAAUUUCUUCAGAUUGUUAUAGUUCUGUUCGUUCGAAACUUUUGAUUGCUCAUCAAAGUGCUUGCGAAGGUUUAGAUAAGGUUUUGGUUGUUGAAGGUUCAGAUGGCGUUGGGUCUGUGGUUGAUUCAACUGUUGGUAAUAGCAAUUUCUUAAAGCUUGAUGAUGAGGCAGAUGAGUAUGUUGAGUAUGUUGAUUUGGAUUGUAAUGAAGAUAAAUGCGUAAUUGAACAUAAUGAUGAAUGUGUUGAAGGAAGUAGCAGAUGUGGGGAAAAGUUUCUUAUAAAGUUAAUGAAGAUAUCGAUUUUAAUAAAAAGACAAGUAAGG
Dentiscutata erythropus is the source of this 882-nucleotide messenger RNA. The record is from the annotation of a GenBank genome assembly. Lineage: Eukaryota; Fungi; Glomeromycota; Glomeromycetes; Diversisporales; Gigasporaceae.